This is a messenger RNA of Periophthalmus magnuspinnatus, 2813 nucleotides long. RefSeq names its product nucleolin (gene nucleolin). The transcript is spliced from 16 exons. Gene Ontology annotation, molecular function: RNA binding. The record is from RefSeq and is a predicted model, not a curated record. Lineage: Eukaryota; Metazoa; Chordata; Actinopteri; Gobiiformes; Gobiidae. The coding region runs from base 140 to 2248 and encodes 702 amino acids.
CAGAAACAGCCCGUCUCUGUCCUUCUGUCUUUCCUGUCCAAUGUCUCACUGAGCAGGCUGAGCCACGUGCAUGUGCUAGAGCUAUAUUACUCUCUCUUUUCGUACAUUUAUUUGUGUUUCUUUGAAACACAGCGACAUCAUGGUGAAGUUAGCGAAGGCAGCUAAUAAACAAGUCACGCAGAAGAAAAAGGCACCCCCACCGCCCAAAGAAGUAGAGGAUGACUCCAGUGAGGAGGACAGCAGUGAAGAGGAGGAAGAGGCUCCACCACCAAAAGUGAAAAAGGCUACUAAAGCCCCUCCUGCCAAGGCUACACCUGCCAAGGCCACACCUGCCAAGAAUGGCAAGGCUGCUAAAAAGGCAGAAAGCAGUGAAGAUGACGACGAUGAUGAUUCAGAUUCUGAAGAGGAAACUCCCCCAUCAAAGGCCACACCAGCCAAAGCUACAGCCAAGGCGCCACCAAAAAGCCAAGAUUCUGAUGAUGACGACGACGACGAUGAUGACUCAGAAGAAGAGGCACCACCCCCCAAAAAAGUCCCCGCCAAGCCUGCCGCCAAGGCUCCUGCCGCCAAAGCUCCUGCAGCCGAAGAAUCAUCUGACGACGAUGAUGAUGACGACGAGGACUCAGAAGAAGAAAUGCCAGCUAAGGCGCCCCCCGCUGCUAAAGCUGCAGCUAAAGCUGCAGCCAAACCUGCAGCAAAAGCCAAGGCCCCAGUAGCAAAAGAGGAGUCCUCAGAAGAUGAGGAUGACGAUGAGUCUGAGGAGGAAAUGGACACAACACCAGCUCCUGCCAAGGCUAAAAAGGCAGGUAUGGUGAAGGCAAAGGAGGAGUCAGAAGAGGAAGAUGAUGACGAUGAGGAGGAAGAUGAAGAUGAGGAGGAAGAUGAUGAUGAGGAAGAAGCACCAGUGACUCCUGCAAAGAGGAAGGCAGAAGCCAAAAAGGAAACACCACCUGCCAAGAAGGCAAAAACAGACGGAGAAGGGUUUUGUCUAUUUGUAGGAAACCUUAAUGCAAAUAAAGACUUUGACGAGAUUAAGGCUUCGCUUAGGAAAUUUUUUUCAAAAAAUAACUUGGAAAUUGUUGAUGUUCGGUUAGGAGGAUCAAAGAAAUUUGGUUAUGUGGACUUCUCUUCUGAAGAGGAAUUGCAGAAGGCAAUGGAGCUCAAUGGCAAGAAGUUUAUGGGUCAGGAAAUUAAGCUAGACAGAGCCCGGAGUAAAGAGAACGCACAGGAGGGGAGGAAAGAGAGGGACACCCGCACCUUAUUUGUGAAGAACCUUUCCUUCUCUGUAACGGCUGAUGAACUUAAGGAAGUUUUUGAAGAUGCUGUAGAUGUUCGGUUACCCCUAGGGCAGAACGGUUCAAACAGAGGAAUUGCCUACAUAGAAUUCAAAUCUGAAGCUGACGCUGAGAAGAUGCUAGAGCAGGCCCAGGGAACAGAUAUACAGGGAAGGGCCAUCAUUGUUGACUUUGUUGGAGAGAAAAGCCAGCAGAAAGGAGGCAGAAUGGGAGGAGCUGCACCUGCAGCAGCCUGUAAAACGCUUGUGGUAAAUAAUCUGGCCUUCAGUGCGUCAGAGGAAACCCUGCAGUCCACAUUUGAAAAGGCAGUGUCAAUAAGAAUCCCUCAAAAUAAUGGAAGGGCUAAAGGAUUUGCCUUCAUCGAAUUCGACAGCACAGAUGAUGCCAAGGAGGCUCUUGAAAACCUGAACAACACAGAGAUUGAUGGCCGGUCGAUUAGACUAGAGUACAGCUCAAACACCAGAGGUGAUGGAGGUCGAGGGAAUUCAGGUCCAACAAAGACCCUGUUUGUAAAGGGUCUUUCAGAGGACACGACAGAUCAGUCACUCAGGGAGGCAUUUGAUGGAGCAGUUGGGGCCAGGAUAGUGACAGAUCGUGAAACAGGGGCUUCAAAAUGUUUUGGAUUUGUGGACUUUGACAACGAGAGUGACUGCAAAGCAGCGAAGGAGGCCAUGGAUGAUGGUGAGAUUGAUGGGAACAAAGUAACUCUGGACUACGCCAAGCCCAAGGGAGAGGGAGGAUUCCGCGGGGGCCGAGGGGGAGGCCGUGGUGGAGGCAGAGGAGGUUUCGGAGGCUUUGGAGGAUUCGGUGGUCGAGGCGGUGGGGGCAGGGGAGGCAGAGGCGGUUUUGGGGGACGUGGAGGAGGUCGAGGUGGACGAGGAGGAUUUGGAGGUGGAAGAGGUGGUGGUGGAUUUGCCAAACCACAGGGAAAAAAGAUAAAGUUUGAUGACUAAGGCUUUUGGUCUUUUACUUUUGAAUGGACUCUGAUUUCAUCGUUUUCAGAGCUUUUGGACAUUCCAGAAAGCAUCAUCCCAUGUUAACUUUCAAUGGGCAUUUUAGGCCUAUAUCGUACACCCCAUUUUGCCAUCCUGCUGUGCCAGUAAGGUACUUUGUCUUGUACUCAAUCUGAGUACUGAAUGUCUCUGCAGCAAACCUUCCCUAUCCACCUGUUCUUGCUCUGGAUGAAGUGUAUGGUCUGACUCAAUGGUUUGCUGUGAAAAUGCAUUUUGUCCAGUUCAUGUAAAAAAAUGUUUAUUUCAUUUUACCUUUUGUAAAUGAUACUCUUGUAUCCAUGUUUGUUUUUAUUGUUUAGUUUGCUUUAGGUGUCAAGUUUUACUUGUACUGUGUAAAGCAUAUUUUGAUAAAUAUUUGAGGCUAAGUCAGUAAUAUGCAUUAUGCUAUUCCAUCCCCGGGAAGGGAUGCAGUCAGAAUGAAUUUUUCCCACAGUAUUUGUAGUGCAUUGACUAAUUACUCCUAAUGAAAAUAAAUCCCACUAGGUGGUUUUUAAAAUGGUGGUGU